GUCAACGAGAGGGCGCGCGCGAUCGACGCUGAGGAGGAGCUCCUGCUUCGAGAGAAUGAAGUUGCCGAAGUGCUCCAACGCUGGGAAUCCAUGAUGAACAAGACAGACAAAGAAAAAGCUCCGCUGAUACAGCAUUUCGAAGAGGAAAGAAAGAAGUCGAAUCAGCACGAUGAGAAGAUACAUCAGCCAGUAAGCCAUUUACCACUAAAUUUUGUGCUAUCUCUUUCCAUUCGAGUCUUGUGA
Dibothriocephalus latus is the source of this 243-nucleotide messenger RNA. The record is from the annotation of a GenBank genome assembly. Lineage: Eukaryota; Metazoa; Platyhelminthes; Cestoda; Diphyllobothriidea; Diphyllobothriidae.